Molecule: messenger RNA, 1859 nt
Organism: Alnus glutinosa
Lineage: Eukaryota; Viridiplantae; Streptophyta; Magnoliopsida; Fagales; Betulaceae
Product: metal tolerance protein C2
Exons: 10
Coding region: 462-1664 (400 amino acids)
Biological process (GO): intracellular zinc ion homeostasis; transmembrane transport; zinc ion transport
Cellular component (GO): membrane; Golgi apparatus
Molecular function (GO): zinc ion transmembrane transporter activity
Source: RefSeq, a predicted model, not a curated record
CGACAUUUUGAUCUAAAACUAGCAGUUUUGCGACGACUCCCCACUCGUUUACUUGACUUGCGUCUUCGCCCCGAGCUACACUUUCGUAGUUCCAUCUGCGUAGAACUUUGCAUUUCUUUCAUGUCAGAUUCGUUUUUUUUGUUUCAAUCUACGAUCUCAUAGCUCUGCUAAAAAAUAAAACAAAAUUUUCACUUCUCUUUUCCUUUUUCUUUUGGACGAGAAUUAAAGAAUAAAUCAGAUUCAUUCUUCACGAGCUUCGAUUUCAAAAUCACUGUGUGAAACUAGGGUAUUUUUAAUUUUUUUAAUUUUUAUUCUUCUAGUGUGUUAUCCGAGUCUGAUCAUUCGAACUUCUACGAUUUUUUAUUAGAGCUUUCUCUUUUUUAUUUUUCCAAUAUAAUUUGAAAUCAGGCGGGGAAUUAGGGUUUUGAGUCUGAGAAUUGGAUUUGGGGAUUCGGAUUGAAAUGGAGAAGAGCGAUUCAUUCAAAUUUUAUACUCCAUCGGAAACCGAGCACCAGAAUUCGUGGAACGCGGGUUUCGGUAUCGGCGCGAGCGACCGGAGAUUGGCGUUUUCGCGCCAAGCUUCUUUCGAUCAAUCGCGAGAGCCUCACACGCCUAUUUCGAUCAAUCUGAACGACCCGGCGAAGCCUCUACUUUCGCGGAGCGUCUCGAGCAUUGACAUUCCGCCCGGGUUCUUCUACUCUUUAGACGAAAAUGAUACGUUUUCCGGGGAGGGAAAUGGAUCGGCCGAUAAAUUCUCGGUUUUGUUGUUUGUUUCUUCGGUUUUCCGGAUCUUGAGGUCCGGAAAUAGGUACAUGAAGAGGUUGUUCGUGAUGAUUUCGCUUAACGUGGCGUAUUCGACCGCAGAGUUAACUAUCGGCCUGUUUACAGGGCGUGUGGGUUUGGUUUCCGACGCCUUUCAUUUAACUUUUGGCUGUGGCCUAUUGACAUUUUCGUUGUUUGCAAUGGAUGCUUCAAGAAAAAGGCCUGAUAGAGUUUACACUUACGGGUACAAGAGGCUAGAAGUUUUGUCUGCUUUCACAAAUGCUCUGUUUCUUAUGUUUUUGUCGUUCUCCCUAGCUGUGGAAGCACUUCAUGCAUUCAUCCAAGAUGAAUCCGAGCACAAGCAUUACUCGAUUGUUUCGGCGGUGACAAAUUUAUUGGUGAAUCUUAUUGGUGUUUUGUUCUUCCGAAAUUAUGCUCGCAGAAAUCUUGUCUACAGAAAUGCAGAAGAUAUGAAUUACCAUUCAGUUUGCCUACAUGUUCUUGCAGAUUCCAUUCGCAGUGCAGGUUUAAUAUUGGCAUCUUGGUUUUUGUCCCUCGGGGUUCAGAAUGCUGAAGUAUUGUGCUUGGGGCUAGUUUCAGUUGCAAUCUUUAUGCUUGUCAUGCCCCUGUUUAGAGCGACUGGAGGCAUCUUGCUUCAACAGGCACCACCCAGCAUUCCAACUUCAGCAUUAAGCAAAUGCUGGAGACAGAUUACUGCCCGCGAAGAUGUGUCAGAAGUUACACAGGCUCGUUUCUGGGAAUCGUUCCCUGGUCAUGUUGUUGGCUCUGUCUCAAUACAGGUGAAGAAAGGGAUAGAUGAUAGUGCAAUUCUCCACUUUGUGCAUGGUUUGUGCCAUGAUCUGGGCAUACAGAACUUGACAGUUGAAACAAAUGAUGUCUGAGCUUUCUUGUCUUCUCAUUUGUGGUUUUAUAACAUGCUGGUACGUGAUAAUUAUUUUAGAUUGAGGCCCGUGAUUUGUACAUGUUGCCAUGUCAUAGCAGAGGGAUCGUAAAUGAUGACUCUUGGUAGCAUAACUGGUUCUUGUUAUUCAUUUACUUUCAAUUAAUUGGAAAUAAUUAGUCAAGUUUCUCUGUGA